UCCACCCACCUCAGAGACAGAGAGGAGUAGUCCACCCACCACAGAGACAGAGAGGAGGAGUCCACCCACCACAGUGAAAUACAACCCAGCACCACACAGUUUAGAAACCACAGGGAAGUUCCAUUCAGCCAGUCCAUGUGUGGGUAUCCCCAACGGACCUGUCACAAAGACCCAGCCUCAGACCUUCCUCAGUGCUACAAAGACUCACGUUGAGGCAUGCGGAUCAUGUGCCCACUGCCAGGAAGAGCACAAGGUGUGUGUCACAACCAGAAACUCAGCAGAGCCACCUGAACCGUCGGGGACAGAGGAGAUGGGGAAUGGGUUCUGUUCAAUCAUGUCUUCCGUGGAGGCUGGACAUCCUUUUGAGGUGGGACUUCCUGUAGAGGUGGGACUUCCUCCCUUGCUAGACACCCGUGGGCCCAUACCUCUUUCCAACGCCCUGUCACCUGAUCUGUCUCUCUCACCAUCGCAAAACAGGAAGGGGAUCAACCAAUUGGAAUCCGAGUUAGCCUCACCGGUCCCAGCUCCUGGGCUGGGCGUUGAAGGAAUGACAGAGAUACGAACACAGAGCGUUAGUUCACGACCACCGAAGAAGGAUGCCGUUCAAACCCAAGGCCUAAUCCCUGAGCUCCAGGACCAGAGGGGCUCCAGCACAGAGACACCCAGGGACAGUGAGCACUCACCUGGGGAGAGUACGAGGGAUGAGGGCUGGCUGGGGGAAGGUUAUACCUCCGUAGAGCUCCAGCCUGCUUCUGCUCAUCCCAAGUCUGACGCUGUGGGGUGGAGUGAGGAAUGCCUGCCCACCCACCCACGCUCCCUCCCCCACAUAGACUGGCCGCCUCCCUCUGACAGGUCAGGAUCAGAAGACUCAGAACACUCACAGCUGUUAUCAAAGACCUCGACUAGAGAGGACAGGACAGGACCAACCCAUUCCCUGUCCGGGGUGAGAGAGGAGGAGGAAGAAGAAGAUUGUCAUGUUUACAGUCAACAGGAACAGGCGGUAGAAAGCACAUCCUGCCCUGAAUCAGCACGGCCAAACACUGUUAAAACAGCAGAGUUCUCUGACCAUACAGACACUGACUCUGAGCAUGUUGGGCUGUCAAGCACAGAGGAGACAGAGGAUGCUAUAUUCCCCUACAGUCCUACAGGAGUCUUCGUAGAGAUCACUAGUGAUCUGUAUGUUGAUCUCUGCACACAGGGUGUUUCUAGUGACAUAGGCCAAGGGUCAAACCAACCUACAGAGACUGAGCCUCUUCAGGGAGACAGCACAGAACCACCUGCCUUAGAUCAGGAGACUGUACCACUGAGGAGGAUAGAGAUAACUGUGGGAGCAGACCUUUCUGUUACCAUAGGAACAGACUCUCCUGUUGUCGUGGGAACAGACUCUCCUGUUAUCGUGGGAACAGACUCUCCUGUUGUCGAUGGAACAGACUCUCCUGUUGUCGUGGGAACAGACUCUCCUGUUGUCGUGGGAACAGACUCUCCUGUUAUCGUGGGAACAGACUCUCCUGUUGUCGUGGGAACAGACUCUCCUGUUAUCGUGGGAACAGACUCUCCUGUUAUCGUGGGAACAGACUCUCCUGUUGUCGUGGGAACAGACUCUCCUGUGUGUAAAGAACAAGUCCAUAGCCGCCGGGAUCACCUAGAGAUCCACCACAGGAUCCCUGAGCCUCCCUCUCCCUGCCCUGUGCCACCCUCAAUCCUUUCUCUGUCCUCCCUCUCUGACUCCAACAACCACACCAAGGCCAGUGAAAGGUUGUGUUCAGGGUCUCUCUGUACGAGGGGUCAGGUGCCAGAGCAGUGGACCUCUGAGGUAGAGAUAAAGGUAGCCCACCAGAGCAGGUCAAAGGAGUGUGGGGAUAAAACUGAUGGUGAGACCCCUUCCCUGACCGAGCCCGCAACGUUAACCUCAAAAUUCCUGGGGGAGACCAAUGAGACCCUGGACAGAGCUCUUGAAGACCCCCCUGAGGAUUCUGAGAAGUUCCUGUCCCUCGUGGACUACCACCCUUACUGGUGCAGUGAUGACUCAGCCGUGUCCUGGCUGGAGGAUGAGUAUCCCUUCAGCCUGGCUGAGGUGGAAGAGCUGGAGAGGCUUCAGAGAGAGGGUUACAGAGACGCCCCUAAUCAGAAACAUACAGACUGGAGAGGAGACAUCUCUAACCAUACAGACACUACAGACUGUAGAGGAGACAUCUCUAACCAUACAGACACUACAGACUGUAGAGGAGACAUCUCUAACCAUACAGACACUACAGACUGGAGAGGAGACAUCUCUAACCAUACAGACACUACAGACUGUAGAGGAGACAUCUCUAACCAUACAGACACUACAGGGUGUAGGGAGGCUAAUUGUGCUGCAAACAGUACCACAGGCCUCUCUGAACCCUUAUCUUCCUACCUGGAGACCAGAAGCCUGCUAUUGGACAGUGCAGAGAAGGAGAAGGGCCAGCAGCCCAUUCCCCACCAAUCCCCCAAGCCUCCCUGGGACAGAGACAGACAGGAGUGUAGCAACUCACCUGAGACUUUAGGAUUAGAGGACAGUUGGUUUACUGAGGAGGACAGCUCAUACAGAUCCUCCCUCCAGACCAGCUCUCACCCUACCCUCCUGCAGCAGGAUCGUGAGGUGAGGAUCGUGAGGUACCCCUAUCCCGGCGUCAGUCUCAACCUGCUCUCACUUACUAGCCUGGAAACCAUCCUAGAGGCUGAUCCCGACCACUCCCUGGACAACUCUGGGACAGUGGAAGAUGAGACUGGGGAUGAGGAGGAAGAUAAGGAGUGGAGAAAGAUUGUUAGGAUAAGGCCCACUGAGGAGGACAGAGGCACCGUUCUUCUGUCUGGUGACAUCAUCAUAUCCUAUGUGCCCACUUUCAGCACGUCUUCGUGUCGCCCUGAGGACUUGUCCAGUAUCGAGUCGUCAGAGCACCAGCUGGACUUGUCGACCUUUGACCCCGAUGACCCCAGGAUCAUGACCUUACCAAAUGACAGGGACGCCUCGGGAAGCGAGAGAUGCUCCAGUCCCACCCCCACCUCUGUGUCCUACGAUUUUGACACCACCAGCACUAACAGUGAGGAGACGGAAGAGUCCAUCCUGCCUGUCUCAGGGGGGAACGCCAACCUCCACAAACCCAUGAAGAGCAAGUCUAAAGGAGGCCGGGCGGGGAGCACCAAGAGCUCCAAGUUCUCUGUCUUCUCCAAGAUGCCUUCCUUCAGGAAGAAGAACAGUCUGAAGAACACCAAGGUGGACAGCUCGCCCCGGGACUCACCCGACCUGGGCCUGGGAAGGGAGCUGGGGGGAGACGCCUCAGACAACGACAGUGUCUUUUUGACGGUCCAGCAGUCCUUCUCCUCUGGUCCGGUGGGUUGCUACGAGACAGAGGAGGAGGACUACAGCUUCUUCCCCUCCACGCCUCGCACCCGCCACGUCCGCCUGCUCUUCAGGGAGGGGCCCAGCAACCCAGACACCCCUCUGACCUCCCAGCCCGGAGGUCUCAGACACAACCAGACUGGGGCCCCCGAGGGCCUGCACGGCUACAAGAGGAGCAAGAGCUCUGACAGCCUCAACCUCCGCAUGCGCUUCGCCCAGGCCCACAAGUCCCUAUCCAGCAUGUUUGAGUCUCGCUCCAUGGAUAAGGAGAACGAGGAGGAGCAGGGGAGCAUUGAGACAGGGAAUGAAGGGAAGGUGGGGCGGACCAAACAGUCCUGGAGGAGGCUGAGGGCCAAAGAGGCUGAGCUGGUGAGGAGGACCCUGUCUGUCCCGGUCGGGGAUGGGGUCGAGGGAGAGGACGGUGGGGGUUUGAGGACGCCCAGACAGAUCCACAGUGACUAUGCUUCCCGCUCGGCCUCAGUGCUCAGUGUCCCUGGGUCCCCCUCUUCUCUCAGGGCUCUGAAUCUCACCGACCACUUCACCAAGAGGCGCCUGCAGGACAGUCAAAGAAGGUCCGAGGCCAACACCCCACAGGGCUGCAAGUUAGAUAGCGAGAGGAGGCCAGGGAAAGUCCCGCCCAAAGACCUGUCAAUCAACUUCUCAGACUCCGGACCGCCAUAUUCACAAGACUCUGAGGCUCCGCCCGCAAAUGAAUCCAGCCCCCUGUCGCCCAUGAGCCCCGCCUCCCUGGCUGCAUUAGCCAAUCAGCUGUCCUGGUCCCCAGGGGGAGGCUAUGAGAGCACAGUGUCUAGCAUGGUAGCUACACCAGACACCCCAGUGAGACCCAUGAGCCCCAAGCCCCACAGCCCCAGACCUGCUGCCCAGCACAGGUCUAUCUGCUACUCCCCCACUGUCUCUGCCCGGGCCUCAGUCCUGUCCCUGCUCCUCAUGGGCCAGUCAGCCAGUGUAGAGGGCCUGUCUGACCCGCCAGAGAAGCCCAAGACCCUGAAGCCCCGAGCUGGGCCGUUAGACUCCUCCUCCCUCAGUCCAUUGGAGGAAAGAGAAGUGGACAGUCUGCUUACACCCAUGUUCUUCAAACAGUUUGAGACCAGUCAGGAUGGAUGUAGACCCUGCAGCCAGACAGGAGGAGGAGGGAAGAGGCUAUCAGAGCUGAAGACUCCUGGGCCUUCACCGGAUACUACUGCCUUAGCCCUCAGACCACCACGAGGCCACAGGCCGGACAGGGAUCCGAAACGCCACCGCUGCUGCUCAGAUGACCUGUGGAUCGAAGAGGAAACAAGACGGAAGCGGAAGCUGGCCCGAGUGAUGAGGGAAAGCCUGGGACAACUCAACACACACUGUCCUGAAGAGCUCGACAAAUCGCAUGCUUCAGUGUCCCUGUCGACCAUGGAGGCAUUCUCUGGGAUGAUCCUGAAGUCCCACUGCUUCUCCCAGAGCACCCCCAUCGGUCUGGACUGUCUGGGCUGGAGACAACGCAUCUCCUACCCCUCGGUGAUAGUACCAGACGGGGGUGGAGAGAAGACCAGUCUGGGGCUGGGUGAUGAUCUAGGCAGUGACGAGGACCUGUAUGAAGAGUUCCGCAGCUCCAGACAUCACUUUGGACACCCAGGGGGAGGUGGGGAACAACUGGCCAUAAAUGAGCUGAUUAGCGAUGGCAGCUGUGUGUACGCCGAGGCGCUGUGGGACCAUGUCACUAUGGACGACCAGGAGCUGGGCUUCAAGGCGGGGGAUGUCAUCGAGGUAGUGGAUGCCACUAACAAAGAGUGGUGGUGGGGACGCAUUCUGGACAGUGAGGGCUGGUUCCCAGCCAGCUUCGUCCGGUUGCGUGUGAACCAGGAUGAGCCUAUGGAGGAGUACCUAGCCCAGCUGGAGAAGCCUGGGGCUGGGGAGAAUGACCAGCCAGGCGUGGGCCUGUUUCUGGGACCAGGCCUGCCUUGUAAGGAACAGAUGAGGACUAAUGUCAUCAAUGAGAUCAUGAUCACAGAGAGAGACUACAUCAAACACCUCAAAGACAUCUGUGAGGGUUACAUCAAGCAGUGUCGUAAGAGGAUAGACAUGUUCACAGAGGAGCAGCUGCUGUGUAUCUUCGGAAACAUCGAGGACAUCUACCGCUUCCAGAAAAAGUUUCUGAAAGGUCUGGAGAAACGGUUCAACAAGGAGCAGCCGCACCUCAGCGAGAUCGGAUCCUGCUUCCUGGAACAUCAAACAGACUUCCAGAUCUACUCGGAGUACUGUAACAACCACCCCAACGCCUGUGUGCAGUUGUCCAGGCGGAUGAAGACCAACAAGUACGUGUUCUUCUUCGAGGCUUGUCGUCUGCUGCAGAAGAUGAUUGACAUCUCGCUGGAUGGCUUCCUGCUCACGCCCGUCCAGAAGAUCUGCAAGUACCCUCUGCAGCUGGCCGAGCUACUGAAAUACACCAACCCACAGCACAGGGACUAUAGGGACGUGGAGGCUGCCUUGAACGCCAUGAAGAACGUGGCCAGGCUGAUCAACGAGAGGAAGCGACGCCUGGAGAACAUCGACAAGAUCGCCCAAUGGCAGCGCUCCAUAGAGGACUGGGAGGGAGAAGAUAUCCUGAGUAAAAGUUCAGAUCUGAUCUUCUCUGGAGAGCUGACGAAGAUCUCCCAGCCUCAGGCUAGGAGCCAGCAGCGCAUGUUCUUCCUCUUCGACCACCAGAUGGUCUACUGCAAAAAGGACCUCCUGCGCAGGGACAUGCUGUACUGUAAGGGUCGUAUGGACAUGGACCAGAUGGAGGUGGUGGAUGUGGAGGACGGGAAGGAGAAGGACUUCAACGUGUCGGUGAAGAACGCUCUGAAACUGCGCUCGCUGGCGGGGGACGAGGUCCACCUGCUGUGUGCCAAGAAGCCUGAGCAGAAACAACGCUGGCUCCGAGCCUUCCAGGACGAGAGGAGGCAGGUGCAGCACGACCGCGAGACAGGAUUCUCUAUCACUGAGGUCCAGAAGAAACAGGCCAUGCUCAACGCCUGCAAAAGCCAUCCUGCUGGGAAGCCCAAAGCGAUGACACGGCCCUAUUGUGACUUCCUGCUCCGUCAGAAGCAGCCAUCUCUGCCCAGCAGGGUUCCCCAGCAGCAGGUCUUCAUGCUGGCUGAGCCCAAACGAAAGGCAACCACCUUCUGGCAAAACAUCGGCAGACUGACGCCUUUCAAGAAGUGAACCGCCAAAGGAGAGGAGAGCUCUCUGCUCGUGCCUCAACUUAACUUUUUUUUAUGCCAGAUGCUCUUUUUUACUAUUAUAUAUAUAUAUAUACUUAAUCCUAUCCUAAUUCAUAUACUGAUAUCGUGAAAGAUUAUUACGAUGAUAUUUUUUUCUUUGGAGAAAGCACUUUAUAGGUUGGUUCCAAUUAGAGGUGGGAAUGGUUCUUCUGGACAUAGUGUGUACAUAUACACGAGGACUAUUAUUCCUGCUACUGCAACCGACAACCGAUUGGUUCCACUACUGCUGCGUGAUCAUGUGACUGACUGCCAGUGAGGAUCCUCUUUAUGAAAGACGUUGACUGGCGGCAGCAAAAUGUGACAUCCCCCCCCAAUUGUUUUUGUUUUCCGACUAAAUGCCAACUGUUCACAAUACCAGGAAACAUGUUACUUUUGCAUUUAAGUUUCUUUCUGGAAAAAAAAGGUGAAAAAUUGUGAUAAAGGUUUAUUGUACUUCUUUUUACUGUACAAAAAAAAAUGUUUUCCUGGUUUAUUUUAAUUAUUUAAGAGUCCAUAGUUCACAAGCUUUACCUUUGAACUUUCCCAAACUCGGUCCUCUGGACUCCAAGGGGUGCACAUUUUGGUUUUUGCCCCUCACACUACACAGCUGAUUCAAAUGGUCAAAGCUUGAUGAUUAACAAAAACUAAACAUGUACCCCUUGAGGACUGAGUUUGGGAUCCCCGCCUUACCCUGUGCGUAAUUAACUUCUUUAUGGAAGUGCCAUCUGAAGAGUGUACGGAUGCUUUGAAACACACAGUAUGAAGAGUACUGUUUUACCUUUAUAAACCCCUACAUUUACAUUCAUUUAGCAACACAUUUUCGGAUUCUACAUGUACGGUAUUCUCAAAAUGAAGCUGGAUUGAAGAGGUUCAACUGCACCUUUGUUCCCCAUUGGAACGCUGUCUGUCUGUGACACCUUUCAGAAGGGUUCAUUUUCAGGUGAAUAUUCAGGGUUUCUGGCAAGACAAAGUUGUCUGUUGUGGCAAAAAAAUAAAUACGUGUUCACGUUGAUGAG
Messenger RNA from Oncorhynchus masou masou (cherry salmon), 7616 nucleotides. Its product is annotated as rho guanine nucleotide exchange factor 4-like. Gene Ontology annotation, molecular function: protein binding; guanyl-nucleotide exchange factor activity. Lineage: Eukaryota; Metazoa; Chordata; Actinopteri; Salmoniformes; Salmonidae. The transcript has 13 exons. The coding region runs from base 311 to 6562 and encodes 2083 amino acids. Gene Ontology annotation, biological process: intracellular signal transduction. The record is from RefSeq and is a predicted model, not a curated record.